Prunus persica (peach) is the source of this 990-nucleotide messenger RNA. RefSeq names its product probable LRR receptor-like serine/threonine-protein kinase At3g47570. The transcript is spliced from 3 exons. Lineage: Eukaryota; Viridiplantae; Streptophyta; Magnoliopsida; Rosales; Rosaceae. The record is from RefSeq and is a predicted model, not a curated record. The coding region runs from base 1 to 990 and encodes 329 amino acids. Gene Ontology annotation, molecular function: protein binding.
AUGGAGAGAAGUCGUUUCCUCUUGUCAAUAACGUUGUUGCUGGUACACCACAGUUCUAUAUGUACAGUCGGUGCAACACAAACCAACAUCACCGCAGACCAGUCUGCUCUUCUUGCUCUGAAAUCUCAUAUCACUAGCGAUCCUCACAACAUCUUGGUCAACUGGUCAACCACCACCUCCGUCUGCAACUGGGUUGGCAUUACUUGUGGUGCUCGCCACCUCAGAGUAGCAUCAUUGAAUCUCUCGUAUAUGAGUUUCACAGGCACCAUUCCACCGCACUUAGGCAACCUCUCAUUCCUCGUUGCACUAAGCUUCAAAAAUAACAGCUUCCAUGGUAGUUUGCCCCAUGAAUUGUCUUAUUUGUGUCACCUGAAGUUGAUUAGCUUCAGAUUCAACAAUUUUAUGGGAUCCAUUCCAUCGUGGUUUGGGUCUUUCCCCAAACUUCAAAGCUUCGAUUUGUAUGGCAAUCAGUUUUCAGGUACCAUACCUUCGACUAUCUUCAACUUGUCUACAUUGCAAUACAUAAAUCUAAGCGCUAACAAACUAUCAGGUGCGAUACCCAGAGAAAUAGGGAACUUAACAAUGUUGAGGAGGAUAGCCCUUAACUCCAACAAUUUCAAUGAAAUUCCAAAUGAGAUCAGCAAUUUAGAUCAUGUGGAAGAGUUGUAUGUGCAGUACAAUGCCCUAAAAGGCCCUGUUCCUGUGGUUGUUUUCAAUAUGUCUUCUUUGACUACGUUGAAUCUAUAUGGAAACAACUUGAGUGGUGGUCUUCCAGACAAUAUAUGCCAACAUCUUCCGAGUCUUCAAAUCUUGAAUUUUGGUCGCAACCAUUUUGAUGGUCCGCUUCCAUCCAAAUUAUGGCAAUGCAGAAAGCUUCUUUUCCUUAAUUUGGAGGAAAACAAUUUCAGUGGAAGCAUACCAAAAAAUAUUGGGAACUUAACAAUGAUGAAAGAGAUAUCCCUUUCCAUCAACAAUUUAACGGGUAAUUGA